AUGCCGGAUUUUGUACGACCUGAGGCGAACGGCUCGAUCAUCCCUCCUCCACAACAUACACCUUCUUGGAGCUCAACUGCAGGACCAUCGUCCUCGUCCCCGCAUGCCAGAAGGUGUUUACCUCCAACUCCUAAUGAAAGCCGAACUCCGCCUCCAGUUGCUUUACCGGAUAUUUUAAUAAGAACAAAAUCGCCAAGGCCGAGAAUACAGCCAUCAUGGGUGAAGGAGAAAGUGAUGUCAUCAAUGUCUGUAGACGAUGAUGACAGAAGUUCAUCUGAAAGCGAAUUCGCUCAAUCCGGUGUUAUUAGACGUAACCAUAAGGCGACAAUGGCAUCACGACGUGAAGAAAAUCUUGCUCGAUUCGCUCUUCAUGCUACACACAUUAGCGAUAGUGAAGAAGACUCAUCACCAGAAUCUCGAGCAUCAACGCGUUCCACAUCACCACGUCUGGUGCAAUCGGAUCAUUCGAAUCCACAACAAGCGCUGACCCUCUCAGUCUCAUCAUUGGCACCAUUUUCGUCAAGUACAACUACAAGUGAUGCACCUCCAGUGAGAAGAAUUAGUCAAACGGACUUCCCAAUUGAGCAUCGAGUGGAGCAAUCAGCAUCAAGAGGAUCCUUAACGUUGGCGACACCUCCUCCAAUCCCUCCUCGAGUGAGUCCCGUACCAGUGGAAUCAAGAGCGAGUCCUGCUCCAUCCGUCGAUGCAAUGUCCAGAAAAAUCAGCAUA
This is a messenger RNA of Strongylus vulgaris, 729 nucleotides long. Lineage: Eukaryota; Metazoa; Nematoda; Chromadorea; Rhabditida; Strongylidae. The record is from the annotation of a GenBank genome assembly.